UUUUUCUCUCUUAAACCCUAAACCUCUGUAAAAAUCUCCCAUUUUUUUCUUCUCCUCCUCCUAAUGCUUCGAUUAACCCUUAAAUCACCCCUAAAAUCUCGAUUACUCUCCUCUCUCCGCCACCCUAAACCCUCUUUCUCUACCGCUAACCUCGCCGUCGACCACCCUGAACCACCACCACCAACUACCACAACCACCAGAGCUGCAGUUUCAAGAAUCUUCAACUUUUUUCUCCAAAAUCAUUGCACUAAAGGCUCCGCAAAGCUUUUACGAGGUGACCCGUGUUUUAAAAUUUUAAUCUUUGAGCUGAAUUCAUCGGAAAUAGAAGACAUUGUUGAGAAACUGAGUUUUGAAAAUUCUGAAUCUGCCCUUGAGUUCUUCUUCUUAUUGAGAAAUGAUUAUGGGUUUAAUCAUUCCAGAGCUUCACACAUUGCUGUUGCUCAUGUUUUGGCUAAAAAACAGAGGUUUAGAGCUUUGAAGAUUCAUUUACAACAUUUGGUUCAACAAGAAGGCUUUGGUUCAGCUCAUUCGAUAUGCGAGCUGCUUUUGAUUUGCUUUCAGAAAUGGGACUCUAAUCAUGUUGUCUGGGAUGUGCUAGUUUCUGCUUAUUCCCAUUGUCAGAUGGUUGAUGAUGCUCUCUUUGUUUUUGCAAAGAUGAAAGAUUUCGAUAUCCAGGCUUCGGUAUUUACGUACAAUAAUUUGUUGUAUAAUUUGAGGCACACUGAUUACAUCUGGGAUGUUUACUAUGACAUGAUAGCCAGUGGGAUAAACCCGAGCGAGUAUACUAAUUCCAUUCUUAUAGAUGGUCUGUGCAAACAAUUCUUGAUUCAAAAAGCAGUUAAUUUUGUCCGAGGGACUGAAUGUCGAGAGUUUGAGCCUUGUGUUGUGUCUUUCAAUGCUCUUAUGUCGAGUUCAUGUAAAAUGGGUUCUGUAGAUGUUGCUAAGUCAUUCUUUUGUAUGAUGUUUAAGUGUGGAUUUUAUCCCAAUGUAUAUAGUUACAAUAUUCUCAUUCACGGAUUAAGUGUGGCGGGUGCAAUGGAAGAAGCAUUGGAGUUCAUAGAUGAUAUGAAGAAACAUGGUUUAGAGCCUGAUUUGGAAACUUAUAACGUCCUUGCCAAAGGAUUUCAUUUGCUUGGUAUGAUGAAUGGUGUCCGGAAGUUCAUUAAUGAAAUGCUUCGUAAAGGCAUGAAUCCUGAUAUUUUCACAUAUACAAUGUUGAAUUGUGGAUAUUGCAAAGAAGGUAAUAUUGAUGAGAAGAGUAUUAAGUUGAGAGAGGAGAUGUUUUCAAAGGAGGGGGUCCAUGCUAGUGCUAUCUCAAACAACAUGUUACUAAGCAGUUUGUGUAAAAGCGGACAUUUAGAUGAAGCUUUGAAUUUGUUCCAUGAGAUAGAGAGCAGCGGUCGUAAACUGGAUCAUAUCAUGUACUCGAUUCUCAUUCAAGGCCUUUGUAAGCAAGGAUUGGUUGAUAUGGCUUUUCAAUUGUACAAAGAUAUGUGUUGUAAGAGAAUUAUUCCAAAUAUUGUUGCUCAUAGAUCUAUUCUCAAAAGCUUCUGUGAGAAAGGGUACAUAUAUGAGGCAAGAGUUCUGUUUGACGCUUUAAUAGAUUGCAACUUAAUAGAUGAUAUUUUUUUGGUUAAUAUUAUGAUUGACGGAUAUGCAAAACUUGGUGACAUCGGUGAGGUUGUUCAGGUAUACGAACUAAUAACAGGGAAAGGAAUAACCCCAAGCAUAGCUACAUUCAAUUCCUUAAUAUAUGGGUUCUGCAAAGCCAGAAAGUUAGAUGAUGCAAGAAAGUGGGUUGACACUAUAUGUGCACAUGGGUUGAUACCAUCAGCGAGGACGUACACAACUCUUAUGAAUGCCUAUGGUGAAGAAGGGAAAAUGCAAACCGUUUUUGAAUUGCUAGACGAAAUGAAAGCAAGGUGCAUAGAACCAACUCAUGUUACUUACACAGUGAUAAUGAAAUGCCUCUGUAAAAGAAGGCAGAUUCAUGAGUCUGUCCAGAUACUAAAGACUAUGUUACCGGAUGAUUUUCAGCGUGAUGAAGUUUUUUACAACACCAUUAUUAAAAGUUUAUGUGAAGCUCACGAUAUGGAAGGCGCUUGCAAAUUAUAUAAAGAGAUGGCGGUGCACGAACUUCAGCCAAGUCGUGUCACGUACAACAUUCUCCUUAAUGGUUAUUGUACACAUGGAGAGCUAAAGGAUGCGGAGGAACUAUUUUCUAAACUCCAAGAUGUUGGCCUGAUGAAAUGUGAUUACACCAUUCUAAUAAAAGCACAUUGUGCAAAAGGAUCAGUGCAUAAGGCAGUGGUUCUGUUCCAAAAGAUGAUUGAGAAGGGCUUUGAAAUCUCUAUUAGAGAUUAUAGUGCUGUGAUUAAUAGGUUGUGCAAAAGAAACUUACUAGCUGGCGUAGAUAUUUUUCUGCGUAUGAUGUUGUUUCAUGGCAUAUCUGUUGAUUCACAGAUUUGUUUUGUUAUGCUUAACAGUUUCCGUGAUCACAAUUCUGUGUUCCAGUUGGCCUCUUUGAUGAUUAAGUGUGGGUUAGAUACUGACUCUAAUUGUGGCUAAGUGUACGAGACACCAAUUCAGGAUGAUUAUUGUGCUCUGCUGCAAUAUAUGAACUUCUUGGUUCAUGUGUGGUUAAGUGUACGAGAAACCAAUUCAAGAUGAUUAUUGUGCUCUGCUGCAAUAUGUGAGCUUCUUGGUUCAUGUGAUGUUACGAGAGAAGUUCGUAGAAGUUGUAACUUGAUUUUAUAAGUUAUAUGGACUUGAUAGAUGAGGUCAUAGGGAAAUUAUGUCCUCCGACGAAACACAUUUUGUGUGGAGAAAAGACAGAGGACUUCGGCAUCUGUAAGAAAAGUUAACAGAUGCUCAGAAACAUAUAGGCAGCUGUCCUUUCGGAUCCUAGCCAAUAGGGGCACGCGAAUUGUACGACUGCUGGAGCUGUUACGGCUUGAGUUCUUGGAGAUCAUUCAUGGCAUGAUUUGUAGCUCUUGCUUAAAGACUGCUCCAUAUUACCUUCUUUUUGGCAAACUUGCAUAUUUUCUUUGCAACUGAUAUAAGCUAUAGAAAAGAAGAGACAUCUAAACAAGUCCCACUAUAAAUGUACUGAGUUAGUAUAGUGUCAAUCUAUGUUGCUCAGACUCUUCGAUAGGUGCGUGUCGGAUUUGAAGGAUCCAUCACGGGUGCGGCAACAUUUUUGGAGCAACUUAGGUGUCAAUCAGCCUAUCUGAUGCCUGUUAUGCUUGCUUGAUAGAAUCAUCUAUGCUUAACAGUUGCUUUAAUUUGUUGCUGAAAGUGAAUCAAUAAAACUUUUUGAGUGGCAG
Messenger RNA from Solanum tuberosum (potato), 3326 nucleotides. RefSeq names its product putative pentatricopeptide repeat-containing protein At1g13630. The transcript has 4 exons. Gene Ontology annotation, molecular function: protein binding. Bases 64 to 2568 code for a protein of 834 amino acids. NCBI's taxonomy places the organism in Eukaryota, Viridiplantae, Streptophyta, Magnoliopsida, Solanales, Solanaceae. The record is from RefSeq and is a predicted model, not a curated record.